Aspergillus fischeri NRRL 181 is the source of this 1002-nucleotide messenger RNA. RefSeq lists its product as uncharacterized. The coding region runs from base 1 to 1002 and encodes 333 amino acids. The transcript is spliced from 7 exons. Lineage: Eukaryota; Fungi; Ascomycota; Eurotiomycetes; Eurotiales; Aspergillaceae. The record is from RefSeq and is a predicted model, not a curated record.
AUGGACGAUAUCAAGGUGUUUCUUGUAUCCGUGUCCGGAGGUUCGACCUUGCAGGUGCAGUACAUUAUCCGCAAGUCUUCGGACCUCACCCGUUCCACUUCGCCCCUUCCUGUUGAGGAAGCUCCAUCUGAGACGCCCAACCCCGACUUGGACCAUACACGCACUACUCUGGCCGCGCCCUGCAAACCCCCAAGUCUGCUUAAUCGCCUGGCUAAUUCGCUCAAGUACUCGCUGGCGGAUGAGGACUGGGAAGCAAAAGCUUGCCAGCAGUUCUUCGAGGCGGCCAGUGCACUAAUGCGUUGUGGCGCGCCAGAGCUUACCCUGACUGUCUACGUGCAACUCAGGGUUGGGGAUGGAGCCAGUGGCUCCGGAUCCGUGCAACUUGAAUUUGCUUCCGCUUUCCGGAACAACAUCGGCACCAAGGAGGAGAUAUCGGACAUGCUUGGCUCGUCGUCAAUCCUCUACGGGGCCGAUGACAGUCUUGCAACGACGUUCGUAAAUUGCAAGAGGAUUAUCCAGCAAUCCUCCGCCAAAGCGAUUUAUGAAGUCACAUGGGAUGGAAAACCGGCCAUCGCGAAAUGCUGGUCCCAUCUCGAGUCGAACGUUCGGGGGCAGGUGGCUCUCCAGGUAGUGGUCAAACUUAGCGACGAUGGCGGUUUACCUCCCUUUGCGUCGUCUUUUGCAAGUACCACCUCUGACAGUUAUUGUUGCAGAGCUUCUGUCCGCAAGACAUCAGUUCUAAAGAGCAUUCUAUGUCUGCUCGCUACACUCAGCUCAAGGCCAAGAAGAGCACUCCGGCCAAUAGCAAAGAAGAAGAAUGAUGAAGACGAUAAGCCUGGCAAGAAAAGACAUCGCUCCCCGUCACAGAAGAAGAGAUCUAGAGAGUGGUUUCAAAAGAAGAUAGAGGAACGCAAGGCUGCCUCGGCAGCCAAGAAGGAGAUAGCUACUUGGUGGUCUCCGAGCUACAAGCCCGGUCGGAAGAAUGCCAACCUCGCAAGAUGA